AUAUGGCUCGAAAUAAAAAUGAUGUUGGAAGAAUAUAUGUUGAACAUUUCAUCUUGGAUAUAAAAAAAAUAACGAUUGAACAUGCGCACUGGCAGUGACAGCUGAGCAUUGACAAACGAAUUGUCAAUUACCAAGCAAGAGCUUAGAGAUUUCAAUUUUUAAGAAUGGCUUUUAUUUAUUACAAUUAUUGCUAAUAUCAACUUAAUUGUAAUGGUACUUAAAAAAAUUAAAAAUAUUUGUAUACAUAAUGUCUAUUCGUUUUAAAGCUACUGAAUUACAAUGUUUCAAUUGGAUGUUUAAAUUUGCACCAUGUUUUCCUGUAAGUGCUUCAAACAUAAAUAUUAUAACAGAACCUGUAAAAUUUUAUGACACACUCUGCAACAGAUUUCAAAAUGCUAGACAUAGGAUAUCAAUGGCCAGCUUAUACAUAGGCACAGGUCAUUUAGAAAAAAGGUUGUUGGAAGUAACUGCACAGAAUGUUAAAAACGUGAAGGAUUUAAAUUUUAAGGUAUUGUUAGAUUACCAAAGAGGCACCAGAGGUGAGGUUAAUUCAUGCACUUUGUUUAACAACUAUAUGAAAAAUGUGUCAGAUAGAUGUCACUUAGCUUUAUUUCAAACACCAAGACUCUAUGGCUCUUGGUCCAAAGCUCUUCCUUCUCGCUACAAUGAAAUUGUUGGUCUACAACACAUGAAAUUAUACAUUGCCGAUGAUUCUGUAAUAAUUAGUGGUGCAAACUGUUCCCAUGAUUAUUUCCAAAGAAGACAAGAUCGUUACAUAGAAAUAAAAGACAUGGAACUCGCAAAUUUUUAUCAUGAGCUUAUAGAUGAAGUAGUUAAAUACAGUAGACAUGGAAAUUCACUGGACAGUGAUAAAAAUACCUCGGUUUCUAAAAAUAAAAUUAUACAGGAAGUUAGAAGAAGUAUAGAAAACCAUAUUGAGAAGUGGAGACUUAAACAAUAUGAGAAAUUAUCAAGCUUAUCUAAUGAUGCUAGUGACAAAGACACAUGGAUAUUUCCUCUGAUACAAAUGGGUGAAUUCAAUAUAACCCAGGACGAAAAGGCCACAUGUGGAAUUCUAUCGUCGAGUCCGAAGGGUUCUUACUUCAGACUUGCAACUGGCUAUUUUAAUUUGACAAAUACAUAUGCUGAUGUUUUAUUGAGAGAUUGUAAAGCUCACAUUAGUCUUUUAAUGGCUCAUCCUAAUGCGAAUGGUUUUAUGGGAGCGGCUGGUCCAGCAGGGGGAAUACCUCAUGCUUACUCAUUAAUAGCCCGACAAUUCUGGCAAAAAGUUGUUGAUAAUAAUCAGAGGAGUAGAGUAAAAAUGAUGGAGUAUGAGAGAAGUGGAUGGACUUUUCAUGCUAAGGGUUUAUGGUAUUAUCCUCCUGGUAGUGAUGUACCUUGGAUGACGGUUGUUGGUUCCGCAAACCUCGGCGAGCGCUCCGUAAGACGCGACCUUGAAGCACAAGCCGCCAUAUUUACGGUAUCGUCAGAUUUACAGGAGAGACUACACAACGAAUGUUCUAGUCUACACGAAAACGCUUCAGAAUGUAGUCAGGAUUUACAAGAAAGACGAGCUCCGUUAUGGGUUCGGGCUACUGUGGGUUUAUUUAGAACAUAUUUCUGAAAUAAUAAAAAACUUCUAUUAGUAUAUACGCGAAGAGGUUACCCUAUAGUUCAGUAUUAAUUUCAACGAAUAUAAUAAAACAGAUUAAAACAAAUUAAGAACUUUUGCUUAUUGGCUUUACUUUUUUUUAUGUUUUAUUUUAAAGUUGAUUUUUAUUUUGCUGUUGUUGUUAUUAUUGUUAUGUAAAGAAUGGAAUAUAUGAAAGUUGUUAUAGGUA
Messenger RNA from Danaus plexippus (monarch butterfly), 1841 nucleotides. RefSeq names its product CDP-diacylglycerol--glycerol-3-phosphate 3-phosphatidyltransferase, mitochondrial (gene PGS1). Gene Ontology annotation, biological process: cardiolipin biosynthetic process. The transcript is spliced from 7 exons. The record is from RefSeq and is a predicted model, not a curated record. Gene Ontology annotation, cellular component: mitochondrion. Bases 248 to 1624 code for a protein of 458 amino acids. Gene Ontology annotation, molecular function: CDP-diacylglycerol-glycerol-3-phosphate 3-phosphatidyltransferase activity. Lineage: Eukaryota; Metazoa; Arthropoda; Insecta; Lepidoptera; Nymphalidae.